Molecule: messenger RNA, 2976 nt
Organism: Cololabis saira (Pacific saury)
Lineage: Eukaryota; Metazoa; Chordata; Actinopteri; Beloniformes; Belonidae
Gene: ttc27
Product: tetratricopeptide repeat domain 27
Exons: 20
Coding region: 21-2711 (896 amino acids)
Molecular function (GO): protein binding
Source: RefSeq, a predicted model, not a curated record
CCUGUCAUGGCUGCUCACUGAUGCCUCUUUCCCCACAUGGGUGGAUAGAAACGUUUUCCUGGACUGAGACGCGCCGGAGUGACCGCUUUAACAGAGCCGUGGUGGAGUCGGGCUUGAGCCGGGACCGUCCGGAGCGGGGCGCCACUGCCGCCGCCAUCAUGCCUGCGGAGGUCGGCGUGGAGCUGGUGGAGCUGGUGGUGCUGCGAGGCUUUCUGACGGCGCAGGAGGACGCGGGCUGGAAGGAGCAGGUCGCUGGCGACGCUGAGGCAGGCCCUCUGCUGCACAGCUUGUUGGAGGGAGACUUCCAGGCGGUUCUGCUGAGCCCACAGGUGAGCGGUCUGCUCUCAGGAGACGGCAGCUGCAGUGAAGGAGAGGACAUUGAGGCGCUCCUGGAGAGACGAGUGCUCCAGUAUCUGACUGGUGGCUCCAGAGAUGACCAGAUCAACAGCAGGGAGCGGGUGGUGCUGGCCCUGGCCGUCUCCUGCCUCCAGAUGUUUGUCCAGAGCAACUGGACCGGUCCUCCGCUCUCUCUCCACAUCUGGGACUUGCUGCCUGCGGCCCUGCGAUUGUCUCAGGAUCCCCAGUCGUGGGCCGAGGCCGUCCACGCCAGCCUGCUCCUGGACGGGGAGUCUGCGUACAGCCUGGUAUCAAACCCCUUCCUCCUCCUGCUGGCCCGGGUCAUCCUCACCAAGUGCUCCGACAACAUGCAGAGCCUCCAGCUGCUGCCCUGGUGGACUCUCCGCUACGUGAACCUGCACCAGCAGAUCCUGGAGGCCCGGUCCCCCCAGCUGCUGGACCUGGCCUGCAGCUGCAUGGACAAAGUGCUGAAGGGCCCGUCCGCCCUGUCGGGGCAGAGGAACCUGGCCGUCCAGUUCCACCUGGAGUGCGUCUACGUCAGCCUCACCUACUACGAGUACCAGUCGGCCCAGGAACACAUGAGGAAAGCCCAGGAGCUCUCCGGGCUGGACAUCAACGUGACCGGUGCUCUUGGCAAACGGACCCGAUUCCAAGAGAAGUUCUUGGCUCAGCUCAUCCUGGAGGUGAAGAGAGAUGCUGGUGAUGAGCGGGAGGACGAGGCCAGCCCGGCCCCCACACCUCAGGCCAGCCUGCCCAAGGACCACCUCCUGGGGGACGACACGGUUCUGGACCAGAUCCGUCUGGCAGAGCCGGACCAGUACUCUCUGCCUGAGCUGGGUGCUGAGGAGCAGGCCGUGGUGCUGGCCGUGUGCACACACUUCCAGAGGAACAACCCAGUCCACAAACUGACAGAGGAGGAGCUGCUGGCCUUCACCUCUUGCAUCCUGUCCCAGCCGAAGUUCUGGGCGGUGCAGGUGGCAGCGCUCUGCCUCAGGACCAAACUGGAGCGAGGGAGAUCUCGCUGUGUCGAGAGAGCCAUGAUGCAAAUGCAGGCGAUUGUGGACCACUUUGAGGAUAAGAGCUGUCCUGUGAGCGAGCGGCUCAAGGUGUUCUACUGCUGCCAGGCCCCGCCCAGAUGGGUGGUCCAGAAACAGCUGGCCAGCCUGCUGAUAGACCUGGGCUGCACAAGCUCGGCUCUGCUCCUCUACGAGAAGCUGGAGCUCUGGGAGGACGCCACCAUCUGCUACGAGAGGCUCGGUCAACACGGGAAGGCUGAGGAGAUCGUGCGGCGGGAGCUGCAGAAGAAGGAGACGCCCAGCCUGUACUGCCUGCUGGGCGACAUCCUGAGGGAGCAUCAGUACUACGAGCGGGCAUGGGAGCUGUCGGGCCACCGCAGCGCCAGGGCCAUGCGCUCCAAGGCCCUGCUGCACCUGCGCAACAAAGAGCUGCAGCCGUGUGUGGACUGUUUCGAGCUGUCGCUGAAGAUCAACGCCAUGCAGCUCGGUGUGUGGUUCUCUCUGGGCUGUGCCUACUUUGCUCUGGAGGGCUAUGAGGGGGCGGCCAAGGCCUUCCAGAGGUGUGUUGGACUGGAACCAGAUAACUCAGAAGCGUGGAACAACCUCUCAACAGCGUACAUUCGCCUGCAGAUGAAGAACAAGGCCUUCCGUACCCUCCAGGAGGCGCUGAAGUGCAACUACGAGCACUGGCAGAUCUGGGAGAACUUCAUCGUGGUCAGCACCGACAUCGGGGAGUUCGGGGAAGCCAUCAAGGCGUACCACCGCCUGAUGGACCUGAGGGACAACUACAAGGACGUACAGAUUCUCCAGAUCCUGGUUAAAGCCGUAUCUUCCAACCUGCUGGACAGCCAGGGGAACCAGGCGGGAGUCCUGCAGCCCAGACUGAGGGAGCUGCUGGGCCGGGUCAGCUCCCGCCACAGCAGCGACGCUGAGAUCUGGCGGCAGUACGCCCUGCUGUACGGGGACGGGCGGGGCAGCGACCCGGAGGACAGCCACAAGGCUCUUCAGUUCCUGUCCAAAGCGCAUCGCUGCGAGGUCCAGGCCGGCGGCUGGGAGAAGGAGCCGGCGCUCUUCCUGGAGGUGAUCCAGAGAGCCGUCCACAUGGGAGAGGUGUCCCUGAGCUGCAGCGGGAUGAAGAGGACUCCAGCAGAAGCUCUGCAGAUCCUCUCCUCCAGCCGCCUCAGCCUCCGGAGUCUGGCUACUAAAGCCAAGCAAAUGCACACGGACGUGUCCACGGGUCUGGUCCAGGCCGAGCUGCAGGACGGCCUGGCUGCUCUGGAGCAGCUGGUGGCCGAGCUGCAGGAGCAGAGCGGCGCGCUGAGACAGCCACAGCAGUGAUGGCACCAACAGAGACCCCCCCCCCAGAGACACCAACACAGACACCAACAGAGACCCCCCCCCCCCCCAGAGACGCCAACAGAGACACCAACAGAGACCAGCCACCUCCAGACAUCUGGACUCUUUAUUUCACUUUCAUCAAAUCCAGAGACAAAGUCGACAACCAAUGCCCAAAGUGCCACUUCCUGAUCCCGUCUUUCUGUCCACAUCUGAAUGCAAACACAGACAAUAAAAUGGUUAAGAAGUUAAACACCUGUAAUCUUUU